AUGGCAACAAAUAAUAUUGACUAUCAUAAGAUUACUAUAGUUAUGACAAAUGGUGAAGAAUUUGAAACUCGUUCUACCUAUGGAAAAGAAGGUGAUAAGAUAAAACUCGAUAGAGAUCCUUUAACCCAUCCUGCAUGGACAGGAAGCCUAACGAGUGGAGCAGCAAGCAAAACCAGCUAUGUUGCUUCUGAGUCACCAAAGUCGCAGGAGAUUUCUCAGCUUCUAGAAGCUUUUGGGUUUAUCAAUAUUGCGGAAGACAAUAAAUCUAAGGUUGAUAUACUCAUAGUAGUUGGUGGUGAUGGCUUUAUGUUACGCACUCUACAUAACUACAUUAUAGGUAAUGGUAAUAUACAUGUAUAUGGCAUAAACACCGGCAACGUCGGAUUUUUAAUGAAUAAAUACAAAGAGAACAUUAUCGACUGUAUAAAACAUGCAAUUCCUACCAAGUUAACUCUGCUAAACAUGGAGGCUGUAGAUACACACAACAAAAAAUAUUAUUACACAGCAGUAAAUGAAGUAUAUGUUUUCAGAAGAACAAAUCAAAUAGUGGAAAUGAAUGUGACUAUUAACAAUAAGUUGAAAAUAGAAAAACUCAGAGGAGAUGGAAUAAUAUUAUCUACUCCAACAGGAAGUACUGCAUAUAAUUUAUCUGCUGGUGGGCCAAUUCUGCCAUUAAAUUCGAAUUUGCUGGCAUUGACAUCUAUAAACAGCUAUCAUCCAAGACAUUGGAAUGGUGCAUUGAUAUCAAACGACACAGUAGUGCAGCUUGAUAUCAAUAAUGUAGAAAAUCGCCCAGCAAUUGUAGUUGCAGACUAUAAGGAAUUUCAUGACAUAUCACAAAUAAAAAUACAUAAAGACCAGGAAAAUACAGUAACAUUGCUUUUCGAUAGAGAUUAUUCACUAGACGAGAGAAUAUUUGACAAGCAGUUCUUAUAUUAA
Molecule: messenger RNA, 939 nt
Organism: Rhagoletis zephyria (snowberry fruit fly)
Lineage: Eukaryota; Metazoa; Arthropoda; Insecta; Diptera; Tephritidae
Product: NAD kinase-like
Biological process (GO): NADP+ biosynthetic process; NAD+ metabolic process; translation
Cellular component (GO): ribosome
Molecular function (GO): structural constituent of ribosome; NAD+ kinase activity
Source: RefSeq, a predicted model, not a curated record